Molecule: messenger RNA, 1297 nt
Organism: Echinops telfairi (small Madagascar hedgehog)
Lineage: Eukaryota; Metazoa; Chordata; Mammalia; Afrosoricida; Tenrecidae
Gene: DECR2
Product: 2,4-dienoyl-CoA reductase 2
Exons: 8
Coding region: 30-908 (292 amino acids)
Biological process (GO): fatty acid catabolic process
Molecular function (GO): 2,4-dienoyl-CoA reductase (NADPH) activity
Source: RefSeq, a predicted model, not a curated record
UCCUGCACGACUUCCGCUGCUCCGAGACCAUGGCCCAGCCGCCGCCUGACGUGGAUGGGGACGACUGUCUCCUCGAAUACCGCCACCUCUUCUGCCCAGACCUCCUCCGGAACAAGGUGGCCUUUAUCACUGGUGGGGGCUCAGGGAUCGGAUUCCGGAUUGCUGAGAUCUUCAUGCGGCAUGGUUGCCACACUGUCAUCGCCAGCAGGAGCCUGCCCAGACUGCUGACGGCUGCCAAGAAGCUGACUGAGGCCACGGGCCAGCAGUGUCUCCCCCUCUCUCUGGAUGUCCGAAAUCCCCCAACCAUCUUGGCUGCAGUGGACAAGGCACUGGAGGAGUUUGGGAAGAUUGACAUUCUCAUUAACGGUGCAGCUGGGAACUUCCUGUGCCCCGCUGGGGCCCUGUCCUUCAACGCCUUCAAGACCGUGCUGGACAUUGAUGCUGCCGGCACCUUCAACGUGUCCCGUGUGCUCUACGAGAAGUUCUUCCGGGACCAUGGAGGGGUGAUCUUAAACAUCACUGCCACGCUGAGCACACGUGGACAGGUGUUCCAGGUGCAUGCAGGUGCCGCCAAGGCUGCCGUUGACGCCAUGACGCGGCACCUGGCCGUAGAGUGGGGGAAGCAGAACAUCCGGGUCAACAGCCUGGCUCCUGGUCCUAUCGCUGGCACUGAGGGCUUCCGGCGUUUGGGUGGUCCCCAGGCCAGCAGAAGGCUGCACCUCUUGGGGAUGCCACUCCAGAGGCUGGGGAACAAGACCGAGAUGGCCCACAGCGCGCUCUUCCUGGCCAGCCCCGCGGCAUCCUUUGUGACAGGCGCCGUGCUGGUGGCCGACGGUGGCCUGUGGCUGACCUCCCCCAACAGCAUGGAGACGCUGGCAGGGUCCCAGUCCUUCCCGGCAAAGCUCUAGGUGCCCCGUCUCUGUGGUCCCAUCUCCUGCCUCUCCACCCCCCAGGUGGCUGGCUGGGACCCUCUGCAGGGCUGCUGCUGGGCUCUAGUGCCAGUCCUCCCAUUCUGUGCAUUUGUCUGGUUCCUGAGGACCCACCACCUUGGGGUCAGACAGUUUGUGGAUGCAGCUAGGGACAGAUGACUGCUCUGCAGGCCCCCUGAGGGCCCACACCCCCAGUGGGGAAUCGGAUUAGAGGACUCCUGUGAACUUGGUGAGGGGGCGGGGGUGCGGGAGGCCCGGCCUGUCCCUUGCACUCACUCAGCCCUGACACAUGCUACCCGGCUUUCCCCACAACCAUGCCCAGCUGGACAUGGCCUGACCCUACUGCACAGGGUUCUGACUGUAGCUGG